UCACAUUGUAGUCACACUGGAUGACUGAGUGUGUUUCUUGUGACUACCUUAUGUGUUUAAAAAACUGAAUCAAUCAUCAAUACGAUGAUCCAUGUUAUGUACUUUUUUAUUCAGUUUUUUUGGUGGAUGCUGCUUCUCUCAGUUCCUCCAAUGUUUUGAAAAAUCAUGGUUUUUUAACACUGAUUUUAGGAAUGACAUUCUUAGGGAGAGUGACUAUAAUAGUGGCUCACAAUGAUGGUCCCAGAAUGUCAAUGAUACGUCACAUCCUGACAAAUCAGUUAAGGCUGAAAGACAAUUCACUCCGAUUACAACACAGCGUUUUCAAAAUAAUUUCAUCACUCUACAGAUAGAGACCUUGAACACAAAAAAAGAAAACUAAUUAUAGCGGGUUAGAGAGAUCUGCUCAAAUCUUAGCACUAACAGCCCUUUUUUUUCUCACCAGGCAACUCAGGCGCCGCCACGCCACCAGGAACAGAAGAGGCAGUGUACUGCCACAUGACACAGCAAACACGCCACCCUCACACAAUCUGGCUUAAACCAUCCAGCCCCCGGUCUUCCCUUCUGUCUCCUCUGCCAGGAAACAAAGCAAAUAGAGAGAGGGAAAUCACGCUUCACAAGGAAGUAUGCAAUGGGUGUGUGUGGAUGCAGAAUUGGCAAUAACAGGCUUUUCUGAGUUGAUUCAUCAGUGUGACAGUUGGAUUAAGAAUUAUGCAAAGUGGGGAAUCACGCAAGGACCUAUGACGCACUGUGUCAGUUUGUUUGAGAGCAGUGCACCACCAGGAUUCCCAGAAGAGGACCAUAUCUGAGCAGGGGCCCGAUGCAGAACGGGGAGGCUAUGAGCCCGCAGGACUCCAAGGCAACAGGGGCUGAGGCAAUGGAGGAGCAGAAGGCCCAGAACCAUAGCCAGAAUCAGGGAUGUACGGAGCCCACAGCACCUCCUCUUCCUCCUCCUUCACCACCACAACCAGGGGAACCAGAAUACCCGAGACCCAGGCUCAUCUUCCACACCCAGCUGGCUCACGGGAGUCCCACAGGCCGCAUCCACGGAUUCACCAACGUGAAGGAGCUGUACGCCAAGAUCGCUGAAGUGUUCAACAUCUCUCCAUCAGAGAUCCUGUUUUGCACCCUCAACUCUCAUAAAGUGGACAUGCAGAAGCUGCUGGGGGGGCAGAUUGGACUUGAAGACUUCAUCUUUGCUCACGUCAGAGGGGAGACCAAGGAGGUGGAGGUGAUAAAGACAGAAGACGCAUUGGGCCUUACUAUCACAGACAAUGGAGCAGGAUAUGCUUUCAUCAAGAGGAUAAAAGAAGGCAGCACCAUAGACCAGCUCAAGACAGUAUGCGUUGGUGACCACAUUGAGGCCAUCAAUGACCAGAGCAUUGUAGGGUGUCGACACUACGAGGUUGCUAAGAUGUUAAAAGAGCAAACAAGAGGCAUACCUUUCACUCUCCGCCUGGUAGGGCCGAAGAAGGCCUUUGAUAUGAUUGGAAUGAGGACCAGAGCUCCAAAAUCUAAUGAAGGAAAGAUGGUGAACGGGAAGGAGACCCUGCGUCUUCGCUCCAAGGGUGCUGCUACAGUUCAGGAAGUGAAUGAGUUUGAAGAACGGGCCACCAAGAAAGUGGAUGACCUGUUAGAGAGCUACAUGGGCAUCAGAGAUCUGGAGCUGGCAACCACCAUCGUGGAAGCAGGCAAAGACAAGAAGAACCCUGAUGACUUUGCAGAGGCCUUGGACUCAGUUCUGGGAGAUUUUGCUUUCCCUGAUGUAUUUUUGUUUGAUGUAUGGGGAGCUAUUGGAGAUGUCAAGAAUGGUAGAAUUUAGACAUUUACCAUAGCUAAACACAACAGCAAGAGAGAAAGAGCUCUGUUUAUUGGUACAUCAAAGUGGAACAAAAACAGCCAUUUUAAUCACUUCCUUUAAAAUCAAGACAGAGACUGCAAUUAAUUCAAAAAUUUCCCUUUGAACAUUUAAAGCAGAUCAUCACUCCCAAAUUUGGACAAAUCUCUACAACAAACAGAGAACAGAAAAUUGCAGUCGAGUUUAAUAUAUAUAUAUUUGUAUUGAAAUCAAAGAUUGAAAUGAACCUUUACUGUAGGCAUUUAGCUGGGGAUAUUGUUCAGGGUGGACAACAGUGACAGUAAAAUUAGAUGGUUCAUCAAAAUACAGGAAUCUCCCCAUUUUGAUAAAAGGGGCUCUCUCUCCAUACAAUAAGAAAAUUAUGUAAAGGGUAUUUAAACAACAUGUCAGGAAACACAGCUGCAAAACAGACACUCAUCCAGCCAUCUAGGAAUCAAGGAAGUUAGAUAAGCCGCAGUAAACCAUUUUCCUCUGAUGAAAACCCACUGGGAAUAACAGCAGAGGAACAAGGAGACAUUUUUGGGUCAUCCCAAACUGUAUUAGUCUACUUCUUCAAUACCAAUAACCUAUACAAGCCAGAGAUGCAUGAUAAGUUGUUCAUGUUUGAAAGUAGGUUGUCACUAUAUUUCUAUAGAAUUUGUUGACCUUUUCUGAAAUAACCAAGUGCUCCAAGUUCAAUUAAAAUAAUUGCCAGUAUUUAUUUAUUUAUUUCUCAGUCAUCUAAGUAAGUUAUUCAUCUGAACUUGAACUGUCAAAAAUUGAAAAUGAAAACGGAGAAAUCUGACAAUGAACGUCAAGGAGAUGGGCUAAAUGGCACUGCCUUGCGAUUCACAUUUUACCACAUGAUCAUUACUGUCAAACAGGAAGCAAGCCUAGAACUUCUCACGAAAACAAAAUAACCAAAUAAAUAAAACUAUCUUGUGUGCAUGUGAACCAUUUCCUUGAAGUUUUCUGCAUUAAUUUUGCCUUAAAAAUGAAGGUCUUCAUGCUCACUAAUAUUAAAAUUCCCACUUUACUGGAAACUUUCUGGUUUGUAUCAAAGAGAUAAUGUAAAUAUACUGGAUCAGUUUGUUGCAGUCUUUAUACUUCAGUACAUCUGUUCUUAUUUCCAAUGUGCUGCUUUCUCUUUCUGUCUCUGCAUUGGAGAGUAUUUACUUUAAAAGAAGGAACCAUCAAACUACAUAUUGGAGUUUGACAGUUAUAUGUUUUCUGGAUCACCAAACAAUGUGGACAAUUUAUAAAGUCAUAUUCUUUGCAUACAUGUGAGCAAGCAAACACUGAACAGCCACAUUUUAAAAUACAGAUUGACACCGCUUCACUUAUUGUGAUUACACUGUUUCAGCUACUGCUAUCAGUAUUUGUCUGAUGUUUUGUUGUAACACUUUGUAUAUGACUGCACCUCUUUGUGAAGACCUGAAAAUGUAUGGCACAUUUCAUAUGUUUAAAAGUAAGUAAAAAGGUUGAAAUGAUA
Molecule: messenger RNA, 3326 nt
Organism: Micropterus salmoides (largemouth bass)
Lineage: Eukaryota; Metazoa; Chordata; Actinopteri; Centrarchiformes; Centrarchidae
Gene: gipc3
Product: GIPC PDZ domain containing family, member 3
Exons: 7
Coding region: 818-1819 (333 amino acids)
Molecular function (GO): protein binding
Source: RefSeq, a predicted model, not a curated record